Messenger RNA from Pichia membranifaciens NRRL Y-2026, 981 nucleotides. RefSeq lists its product as hypothetical. NCBI's taxonomy places the organism in Eukaryota, Fungi, Ascomycota, Pichiomycetes, Pichiales, Pichiaceae. The coding region runs from base 1 to 981 and encodes 326 amino acids. The transcript has a single exon. The record is from RefSeq and is a predicted model, not a curated record. Gene Ontology annotation, molecular function: GTP binding; GTPase activity. Gene Ontology annotation, biological process: regulation of autophagy; positive regulation of TOR signaling; cellular response to starvation. Gene Ontology annotation, cellular component: Gtr1-Gtr2 GTPase complex; nucleus; fungal-type vacuole membrane.
AUGGGCCGUUCAGGGUCCGGAAAGUCGUCAAUGAGGUCCAUUAUCUUCUCCAACUACUCAGCCUUCGACACACGAAGAUUGGGGGCCACUAUAGAUGUGGAGCACUCGAAUUUGAGGUUUUUGAAUAACAUGACCCUCAAUCUUUGGGAUUGUGGUGGACAGGAUGUCUUCAUGGACAAUUUUUUAAACAACACGAACGAAAACAACUACAACAACUCGUCGUCGGCUAAUAUCUUCAAGAAAUGCGAGGUUUUGAUCCAUGUUUUCGACGUCGAGAGUAAGGAAGUUGCGAAGGAUAUAAACACUUUCAAGAGAGUCUUGGAAAACUUGAGCAAGUUUUCGCCGAACGUGAAGAUUUUCAUUCUCAUCCACAAAAUAGAUUUAGUUCAAUCAAACAAGAGACAAGAGUUGUUCCAGUUGAUGUACAACAACUUGAAAAACAUUGCGUACAAUGAGUAUGGAUUCAAAAUCACGGGGUUUGCCACCUCCAUUUGGGACGAGAGUUUAUACAAGGCGUGGUCUUCCAUUGUGUGUUCACUAAUACCCAAUGUUGAGAUAUACGAGCAACAUCUAGCGAAGUUGAAUGAGAUUAUCGACGCCAGAGAAAUAAUCCUCUUUGAAAAGACUACCUUUUUGGUCAUUUCUUCUAUGGACAGGUUCAAGAGCAACACCAAUGAACAUACAAUGAACCCAACUCUGGCCCUGGACCCAAAGAGGUUUGAAAAAAUUUCCAAUAUAGUGAAGACGUACAAGCAGAGCGUAAAUAAGAUAAGGUCAAAUUUCAAGAACUUGAUUCUGCACGGGAAAAACUCGUCUAUCUACCUUGACGUUUUGACGUCAAAUAUUUACAUCAUGGUAAUAAUGGAUAACAACAUCGGGAAGGACGAAAAUUACGAAGUGAAUAACGAGAGUCUGGUGCUCGAAGACAUAAAAAUCGCCAGAAAUCUCUUCGAGCAAAUCGAAAAUAAACCUCUCAGCUGA